Molecule: messenger RNA, 6003 nt
Organism: Biomphalaria glabrata
Lineage: Eukaryota; Metazoa; Mollusca; Gastropoda; Planorbidae
Product: neurogenic locus notch homolog protein 2-like
Exons: 18
Coding region: 161-5062 (1633 amino acids)
Biological process (GO): cell communication; heterophilic cell-cell adhesion; establishment or maintenance of epithelial cell apical/basal polarity
Cellular component (GO): plasma membrane; protein-containing complex
Molecular function (GO): calcium ion binding
Source: RefSeq, a predicted model, not a curated record
AGUGGUGAGGUAAUGAGACACAAGCUUAGUUAUAUAGGCAAGUGCUGGAAGCUAAGUUAUAUAGGCAAGUGCUGAAUUCGUCUGGUUGGACAUACUUUCACUUGAAGACUCCAUGAUUCUAUAGGAUUACUUUUGUUUUUUUACUACAAAUAUUUGAGGAAUGUGUCAAAUAACCAAAUUUAUGUUGUUGUUAUGUAUUCUGUGUCAUGUCAUACAGGCCAUGCAAAGUGUAGCGUACAUUAAAGUCAAACUUCUGACCUAUAGAAACAGCAGAGGUCUCUUGUCAAAUGGUCAAUGCUGUGAGUCAAAUUGUCAAAGCAUGUGCAGUCAUAGGUUUAUUAUCUGUGUAGGCCCGAUUGGAAGUAACUGGGUCAACGGCUGUCUCUAUGGAUACGGAAUUACUGGUGUGAUAGAAAAUAAAAAUUAUAUUACAUUUGAAGAUUCAGUCAAAGCGGAGGAUCGAAAGUUUUCCUUUGGAAUGAGAUCUUGGCCAGGUGGAGUGUUUCUCAAAAUCAAUGUUACAAACCAGGGUCAUAAUGGCGCUAAGCAGCAAGUGGAUUAUUUCGGUAAAAAUUUUUACCUCGGCCCGGACGAGACUAAACAGGUCAUUUUGGGAACAAAGACAGUACUUACUCUAGAGAUUCAAGUCACGUGUCAGGUUCAUUUUUACAGUCAUAACUGCUCAGUCUUCUGCGAGCCUCAGGACUCGGACAGCAAAGGCCAUUACAUUUGUGAUAAACGCGAUGGCAGCAAGAUAUGUAGGACAGACUGGAAAGGCCCAAACUGUAGCGUCAACGUAGACGACUGCGCCAAAGUCAGGUGUCGCAAUGGCGGCACUUGCCAGGACAGGAAGCGGGACUUCUUUUGCAAUUGUCAGUCGGGUUUCACUGGUCGUCUUUGCGAGGCGGACAUCAAUGAAUGCUUAAACCAGUCUUUGUGUCAAAACGGUAAAUGUGUCAAUAACUACGGGUCAUUCAUCUGCACUUGUUAUGAUGGUUUCACUGGUCGUAGAUGUGAGUCCAAUAUUAACGACUGUGCCAGCAGCCCUUGCCAGAAUGCUGGUUACUGCAUAGAUUUGGUGUCAGCAUACACCUGUAGAUGUGCCACGGGAUUUACAGGACGUCACUGUGAACAAGACCUGAAUGAAUGCAGUUUCAGAAAUACAUGCAAGAAUGGAGGGACCUGCUUAAAUCUCAUCGGUUCUUAUGGGUGCAACUGCCCCAGCAGCUUCCAAGGCUACGACUGCUCUCAAGACGUGGACGAAUGUCAGCAGACGUCUCGUUGCAAGAACGGCGGCUGGUGCAGCAACUCGAUGGGCAGCUACUCAUGUCAUUGCCCUAAAGGAUUCAAUGGUCAAGAUUGUGAACAAGACAUUGAUGAAUGUCUACUUAUGGACAAAUUAUGCGAAAACAACGCCACCUGUUUAAAUACAAUUGGAAGCUUUUCCUGCUCGUGUUCAGUUGGCUACUACGGACGUCUAUGUAGCAUUGACAUAAAUGAAUGCGUACGAAACCCCUGCAGCAACGGAGCUUUGUGUGAAAAUAUGCCAGGGCACUAUAAAUGCCUCUGUCCACAAGGGCGAACAGGUGAACUCUGUCAGUUCGACAUAGACGAAUGUACGCCUGGUAUCUGUCUCAAUGGAGGAAACUGCUUCAAUGUUCCUGGUUCCUACUAUUGCGAAUGUCCCGGGAACUGGGAAGGGAAAAACUGCGAGAUGAACGUGAAUGAAUGCAAAUCUCAUUCCAAACUAUGUGAAAACAACGGCACCUGUCAAGACGUCGUCGAAGGCUACAGAUGCAUCUGCCUAGAGGGUUUUUUCGGUACUCUGUGUGAGCAGGACCGGGACGAGUGUGCACUGGGACUGUGCUUGAACAACGUGUCCUGCGCGAACACUUUUGGAAGCUUCCACUGCAGCUGUGCUCCUGGCUGGACCGGCUCGCGUUGUGAUGAAGAUAUGAACGAAUGCUUAGAGCCAGUGUGUAACAACGAGGGCGUGUGCGUCAAUUCAAACGGAAGCUACCACUGUCGGUGUCCUGCAAACUGGAUGGGUCAGCGGUGCGAGAUGGACAUCGACGAGUGUUCCAUGUACCAAAACUUGUGCCAGAACGGUGGGACUUGCGUCAACCUUCAAGGAUCAUACCAUUGCAAAUGUCCGCCGGAAUGGUCCGGUCCGAUGUGCGACGUGGACAAAGUCGAGUGUGCCAAGAACAAGGAUGCUUGCGAGCCGAUAGGUAAUUCAUUUUCUAACGUUAGCAUCUCUUCAAAAAGGGAAAUAGCUUGCCGUAAUUUUCAGACAGGUAAUUGGUGUCAAUGUUUUGCGGGAUGGACUAGUUUCAACUGUAAUCAAGAUUUUAAUGAGUGCAUUGAAGGACUCGCAAAGAAUUCUGCAGACGGAGAUGCGGCUUUAAUAUCUCUAAGGGAGAUGAUUGAUAAGGCUGACCUUAACCCAAGCGAAUCUUCUCAAGGGAGCAUAGAUAGCUAUCACAGCAGACGAUUUGUUUCCAAGACGACGCCUGAGGUGAAGCCGUUCUCUCCUACUUGCUUAGAAGGUGCUUCCUGCGUAAAUAUCCGUGGAAAUUACAGCUGCGUGUGCCCAGUAAAUUUCACAGGGAAAAUGUGCGAAAUACUAGUGUGUAACGUCACAUCAGAAAGUUGCAGUCACCAUAGCAACUGUCCGUCACACGACAAAACCAAUUCUUGUGUUUGUUUUACCGUAAUAAAAAACGAAAUCAGUCAAUGGAAUUUGAUCUGUCAUAGCAAACCUUGUCUGAACAAAGGAGCAUGCGAAGAAGGUAGGCCUUCUAAAAAUAUGGUUGCCUGCAAUUGUACUAUAGACUGGAGUACCACACUCUGGCGAACCUGUGUCGCAAAGGUUUGCAAGAGAAUGUGCGCAAACGUCAGUGGAUGCUUGUUUGAAAGCAAUACAAUUGGCCAAGCAUCCAAUCCUUCUUUUGAAACAAAUAGCAGUGUAGAUGGUGUAGUGACACUUGGUCCAAGCCAUAAGAAUUCUUCAGGGAGCCUAAAAGAAAGCGCCACAGAGUUGUGCUCUAGUGAAUACUGCUUAAGCGACAACGUCUGUUUUCAUUCUAUAGACGACACAACUCCCAGACUGUGUCGCUGUCCGAUCGGCGUGUCUGAUGGAAGGUGUGUCAGCUUUUCCUCUGUUGAUCAAGUCACUGCCUCGACUUUGUCAGGUGUCAUUUGCCCAACAGUAAUAUGUCACAACAACGGCUCGUGCAGGAGAGAGAGGGGAGCAUGGUCGUGUCUCUGCAGCAACAACUGGUCGGGGAAAUAUUGUGAGGCUGACAAGUCACCGUGUCGCUUUGAAACUUGUCACACCCAUGGGAACUGCUCCACAGACACCAACAUGACGGCUUCCGUUUGUUUGUGUGACCCAGGUUGGACAGGAAGAUUCUGUGACUCUCGCCUGGACCGCUGUGCAAGGAGACCGUGCCAGAACAAGGGACUCUGCUCUGUUUCAGAGGAUGGCUACACUUGCAAGUGUCAAGGCAUGUGGUCAGGGGCGGACUGUACUCUUAUUGAGCUGUCCAUUCCCUUCUACCUGCACUGUAACGUCAGCCAGGCCGGCGUUUGGAAAGUGAACAAAGGUCUAGAAGCACUGCUCAAAGCCACGCGCCUAUACGACAAGAAGAGGUUGGAUGUUAGUCACAGGCUCCAGAGAGGCAAAGCCCUGGACGGAUCAUCAGUGACUGCUAUCUAUCCUGUGGUUAAAAAUGAUGGCGAGCUGCUGAAUCAACAAGAACUUGUCUACGCCCUUAAUAAAGUGACUUCAAAGUUUCAACAUCAUAUGUACUGUCCACUCUAUCUGGACGCCGUGGACAAUACUGACUUUGUAGAAAUUUUGACGGCUGACAAACAAAACUGGAUACCUGGACUUCUAACUGUGUGUGGAUUUCUGUUACUUGGAAUUAUUGGUCUUUCAAUCGUCAAAUGUAGAAGAAUGUAUACUAGCCAUCGAGAUAAAUGCCGUCUGCAAAAGUCCAGAGUGACCAUGUCCUUCAGGAACCAGUUGUACCUGGAGACUUCUAGAGGACACUUACAAGAGAUGGUGGAGAAUCAAAUCAAUAUCAUCUCCACAGGAACUGUUCCACACUAUGCGACUGUAGAUGAGAUGCGAGAAAGUCAAACGGAGUCAAACUCUAUGACAAAAUUUGAUGCCGAGUGGAAAUCUGAAGUUGGGCCACCUGAGUUGAAUGCAGUCACUGUUCCCAGGGGGAGACCAUCCGGGCUUGAAUCAGACACUGCGAGACAUGAGAGUGUCUUUUAUAUGACGCAUCCUAAGAACAUGUCGUUGGCUACAUCAAAACAGAGGAAACCAGCGGGUGGACAGAGUUCUAUGCUUGCAGGUAAACAGGACUCUCUGGCUACAGGUAAACAGGACCCCCUGCCUGCAUUACCACCUUGUACUUACUACAACGACGGCCUGUACAGCAGCCCCGCAUGUCAUCUCGGAAAGACGAAGACGAGUAGAGUCAGAGCCCAGGCAACAUCGCAACCUUGUGACGGAGCCCAAGGGCCGUUGAAUCCUGAGGAACUCUACGUAGACGUGGUGCGCCGGAGAAAGCUCGGCCACCCUCGCAAGAGGACUCGCAGUCUGGACGAUAAAAGUCUGUACAAGAAACAUAACCCACGCGGGCGCAAGAGGUUCUCGGAUGUGGACCGGAAGUAUAAGCACCUGCCGUACAUUGAUGAUCCGCCUUUUCACGAGACCUUACUGCUUCCACAAAUCCCUGGUACUCUACUGCACCCACAAACUCCUGGCACUCCACUGCAUCCACAAGCUUCUGGCACUCUACUGCAUCCACAAACCCCUGACACUCUACUGCACCCACAAACUCCUGGCACUUUACUGCACCCACAAACUCCUGACACUCUACUGCAUCCACAAACCCCUGACACUCUACUGCAUCCACAAACUCCUGACACUUUACUGCACCCACAAACCCCUGACACUCUACUGCACCCACAAACUCCUGGCACUCUACUGCACCCACAAACCCCUGACACUCUACUGCAGCCAAUCAAUGUGCCUUCUACGUAAUAUAACCCUAAUCUAUUUAACGUUCACUUCUGUAUAUACUAACGUUCGUUAAAGUUUGUCUUCUUUGAUUUGUCUGUGAACCUGUUCAAGUCUGUCAACAGAUAGUCGAAUAGCAGCAACACUAUUGGAUGUCGAUUAGCACGCUCGAGCUCUAAUCACACGAGAAGUAAGAACGAAAUGAGUUGAUUUUCUUAAUAGAAAACCAAAGACCAUCAACAGGAAGGCUCCAUUGAGUUACUGAAAGUCACACAUUAAUGCUACAGAUUAUGUAUAUAUAUAUAUAUAUAUAUAUGUAUAACGUAGAAGCUGGCUUGAAUCUAAGGAAAAUUAAUUAUCUGUAUCGUUUACAAUUAUAUCAUCUCGACUUCCCUCAUGGUUACAGUGGACUAUUUUUUACAUUUCCGUUUUAAUUUUAAUUUUUUUUAAACUUUCUUUUAUGCAUGAACAUGCUCACUUAACACACGUAUGGUAUCUUUAUUAUUUCUUAGAUAAAUCCACUGUGUUAGAGUCUCCAACAUACGCAGUAGUAAUCUCGAUUCAUUUUUUUUUUAUCUGGUGAAGAUUUGUACGACAUUACUGAAAACAGGUGCACUCUUGGAAUCCUUCAUCCCAUUGUUACGUGGUGCUCUGUAUUGUGUAUGAAAUGUGAAUGUAAUCAUUAUUAGUGAAUAAGAAACAAAAUGUGUAUAGCAUAACAUCAGUAGCAUACAAUUCACUUUUGUCGUAAGAGUGAGAAAUAGGAUGAUGUGAGGUAAAGGGAAGUAAUCAUAGAAAUGAUGUCACACAUAUUAUUCUCUAUAUGUUUGCUGUACUGUAGCUGCUCAUUAUUUCGGUUUAAAUAUAUCAUUGAAGGGCUAUGGUGUUCCAAUUCAUUGAAUGUUGCUUACUCGAUUUGUACAUGUCAUUGUCAAUAUUCAUAGAAUAAAUAAUUAUUAAAUCAA